CUGCAGAGCCAGCUGGCCAACCUCCAUUGGUUGCCUCGCUACUCGAAAGUGUGCGUGUCCAUCAAAUCCUGUCAUGAGAAGCAUAUAGGACCUGGCCCCGGCGGCCGCCAACCUUUGCAUCACUCCAUCCAUUUUUGCGCCCGGCUACUGAUUGGCCGCUGUGGUUGCGUUGCAGCCCAAGGAAGCCAACGCUGGUGCGCAAGUGGUGUUUGCUGACGCAGGCAAGCUUCGUCGAUGGCCUUGGAAGAGAUCAAGAAGAAAAAGAAGAAGUCCCAUCGCGAUCAUGGUGACACUCGUGCUUCCAAAUCACGCAAGAAGUCCGAUGAUGAUGAUCGUGCAACGACGAAAUCCUCCGCCGCUCUCGCCGCCGAUCGCCCCCCUGACAUCGAGACUCUUCGAAAGGCCAGGCUCGAGAAUCUAGCAAAAACACCUGAGCAGAAGCGGAAAGAGAUGAAAUAUGAAUACGUUAAGAGCACGAAAGCCGUGUCGCAGACUGGCGGGGAUCGAGACCGGAAGUAUAGAAUAGUCAGGGAUCACAGCCCGGACCUUCAGCAUUCGAAAUCCUCACCGAAGCCUACGAAACGCACGGACGAUAUGCAGAAGCGCAUGCGCCGCGAUGAUGGCGAAUCUGACUAUGUCUACGGGAGGCCAGACAACACGCGGAAAAAUACAGCGACGAAGUAUACAACAAAGUCGCAGUCUAAGGCGUCGAUCAGAGGACUCGCGCCUUCAACUGUCAGGCGGCAGAUACCCGAACGUAGGAACACAGAACCUAUAAGACGAAGACCUUCCGAUGAGGGACGCGAUGCAGAACGUGAACGUCGAGAUACUGAGCGUGCCACAUCCAGGCAACAGCGCGAUACGCAAUCUUCGCCUACGAUGGUCCGACGAAGCACUGUUUCCGCAGACAAGCCACAGAGGCCACCGUUGAAGCGCAAUGCAACAACCUCAUCGAGGUCGAAAGUCGACGUCGGUGCCAGCAAAGUGACGCAUCCCAACGACGGGCAAAAGAGCACGGUCGGCAAAUUGAGUGGCAUGUUCCUCCCGAACAGCGAGCCGCAAAAGAAAGUGUCCUGCUUGACGUGUGGAGCGGACGACGUUCCUGUCCUCAAGUCGGCCAAACUACCGUGCUCUCACCGCAUGUGUCAUUCAUGCCUCAAACGAAUAUUUACCAUGUCGGUAAAAGACCCUGCACAUAUGCCACCUCGCUGUUGUACAGACCAGCACAUAGAUCUGAAACACGUGGACAGGUUGUUCGACCAGAAGUUCAAGGUACUAUGGAAUCGCAAAUAUGAUGAAUUCAAGACGAAAAACAGGAUAUACUGCCCCGCCAGGAGGUGUGGCGCGUGGAUCAAACCACAUCAUAUGAAGAUUGAAGACGGCCGCAAAGUUGGCAGGUGCAAGCAAUGCAAGACUCGAGUCUGCGGGAUUUGUUCGCAAAAGAUGCACGUCUCGCGCGACUGUCCCAAAGAUCCCGAGAUGAAAGCCUUGGCCCAGGUCGCCAGGGAGAAAGGUUGGCAGCGAUGUUACAAUUGCUCCGCCAUGGUUGAACUCAAAGAAGGCUGCAACCACAUGACCUGUCGCUGUACGGCCGAGUUCUGCAUGAUCUGUGGAUUGAAGUGGAAAUCGUGCGACUGUCCGUGGUUCAACUACCAGGCCGUCGAUGCCCAUCUCGGAGGAGAUCCUGUACGCUACCAGGAAGAAAUGGACAGACGGAGAGACCAAGUCGAACGAGACGAGGCAUUGGCUCGGCGCAUGCAGCAACUUGGACUAGGGAACGAUGCCGAACGGGACGAGUUUGGCAAUGCCGCAAAUCACCACAUGAAUGGGAACUUCAUACAGCAGGCCAGAGAAGCUCUAACGGCAAACUAUGCGCAGGCUGGACAGGCUGCCAGAGACCUGAUCAACGGUUUGGUCAUGGGUAGAGAGAACAACCGUACGCCAGGGAUGCCGUUGCCAAUGGAACAGAUGCUUGAAAUGCUCGGACAGCGUGGAGGAGCCAGGGACCCUGCAGAGGAGGGUCAGGGUGAACAUAAUGGUCGACGACCUGGACGACGUGGCACUGCCAGGAGAAGGCGCACAGCUCAAGAAGCAGACGGUGGCGAGCAGGACGCGUACAGAGAAGCCGACGAGGAGAGGAGAAUUCGAGACUGGGCAAACAGUGUACCUGCAUGACAUUGCGGUACAUGUGGAGAAAACUUGGACUACAUACUUGGCUGUGAAUGGGACUGGUGAUGGAAUUUCCCUUGUUGAGAUAUUUCACUUUGUUCUUGUGUUUUUUUAUGACCUCGAGAUGGAACGGAACGAAUAUAACGACGACAGAUUUUUUGGAACGAAGCGAAAUGGGUUUCCCCUUUUACGGGCUAAGAGAUCGAUAUACCCCUUCAGGAUAAAGCCGUGGGCGAUUUUGUCCUGAUGAUGAGGGGAAAUUGUAUAUGACUUGAUGAUACUAGAUAGUUUUAUUCGUG
Molecule: messenger RNA, 2468 nt
Organism: Exophiala oligosperma
Lineage: Eukaryota; Fungi; Ascomycota; Eurotiomycetes; Chaetothyriales; Herpotrichiellaceae
Exons: 1
Coding region: 235-2175 (646 amino acids)
Biological process (GO): positive regulation of proteasomal ubiquitin-dependent protein catabolic process; ubiquitin-dependent protein catabolic process; protein polyubiquitination
Cellular component (GO): cytoplasm; ubiquitin ligase complex
Molecular function (GO): ubiquitin conjugating enzyme binding; ubiquitin protein ligase activity; zinc ion binding
Source: RefSeq, a predicted model, not a curated record